Messenger RNA from Anopheles stephensi (Asian malaria mosquito), 2934 nucleotides. RefSeq names its product aldehyde dehydrogenase family 3 member B1 (gene Aldh-III). The record is from RefSeq and is a predicted model, not a curated record. Gene Ontology annotation, cellular component: cytoplasm. Bases 601 to 2451 code for a protein of 616 amino acids. Lineage: Eukaryota; Metazoa; Arthropoda; Insecta; Diptera; Culicidae. The transcript is spliced from 11 exons. Gene Ontology annotation, molecular function: aldehyde dehydrogenase (NAD+) activity. Gene Ontology annotation, biological process: aldehyde metabolic process.
AUUGCGUUUCAAGUGGUUGGGUGGGUUCUCGCUCUCCCGUCGCCUGACACCAGUGCUUUCGGUUGGGUUGUGGUCGGCUAAAGCUAUUUUGUGUCGCGAUUAGAUUAUUGGUAGCCAAUUAUUUGUUGAGCCGUUUUUUUUUUAUCCUUUACUCCCACCAAGUUGAAAGUGCAAUAGACAUGAAGGUCCACGGCAUGUUAUGAUGCGGAUAACGGUCAUCGAACUGGUCAGUUAGUUAAGCUCACCUACAGCAGUGUCCGUGUCCGCCUCGCGCUUAACCGUCAAUCAUUCAUCUAACGAUGUUACAACAUAAUUAAGCUACCUGCACAAGAAAGUGACAUAAGUGAGUGUACUACGGAGAAGAAUCAUGUGAACAAGUACAACACACGUUGAAGCAAUAGUAUGGUGAUCUGUGAUCUGUGGUUUGCAGAAGAAUAACGAGCUAAAUCAACAUCCGACCGUCCGUGUGUCCGAUCUUUAACGCCAAAAUUCAACGCCACCAGACAGCAUUUAACGCGUGUUGCUCCAACAACCACCACCACCACCCAACACACGUACUUGUCUAUAGUAUAAGCGUUUUCCGUAUGUCAUACAUCCACCAUGGACAAGCCCAAAUCAGCCCUCACGAUUGCGGAAGAAACACGGCUCUUUGGUGAAGUGCCUCAGGUGGCACUCACACUUUCCGGCACAGAAACAACUCACGCACAUGUUGUGGAAGAAAAAUCAUCCAAACUCAACAUGAGCGAGCACCACGAUGGUCAGCAUGAUAACAAAAGCUCCGGCAUUAGCAGCACCACCAGCAGUAUCGUAAAUGUGAAUCAGAACGCACCCAAGGUGGACGAUUUGCCCCGGGAUGGGCAGCUUCUGGAUGAGUCUAGUCAAGUGCAGCAACUCGAUUCGAUGACCACCGUUGUGAUCGAUAUUGAGUCUACGAACGAAGGAUUCAUCGUGCCAAAUAAUUCCAACAUGAGUUUUUCAGACGUCGUACAGCAGCUUCGAACCACAUUCAACAGUGGCAAAACGAGAGAUGUUGAUUUUAGAAUAAAUCAACUGCAGGCCCUGUUGCGAUGCUACGAAGAAAACACCGCCGAGAUGGCGAGCGUGCUCGCAUCGGAUCUGCGCAAGCACAAGCAGGAAGCCCAUCUGCUCGAGAUUGAAUUCAUUCUGAACGAUCUGCGCAACACACUGUUCAAUUUGCGCGAAUGGGUAAAACCGGAGAAGCCCGAGAAAAGCCUGGUCAACAUGAUGGACGGUGUGUACAUCUACAAAGAUCCGUACGGUGUGGUGCUGGUGAUCGGUGCCUGGAACUACCCGCUACAGCUUACCCUCGUACCGGUAGCUGCCGCCAUCGCGGCGGGCAACUGUGUCGUCAUCAAGCCGAGCGAAGUUGCGCCAGCCUCGGCCAAGUUUAUUGCCGAUGUACUGCCAAAAUACUUGUCCCAGGAUUGCUACAGGGUGGUGACUGGUGGGCCGAAGGAAACGACCGAGCUGCUGAAGGAAAAGUUCGACUACGUGUUCUAUACCGGUUCCGGGCGCGUCGGCAAAAUCAUCCAUCAGGCGUGCAGCGAAAACCUGACGCCCUGCACACUCGAGCUGGGCGGCAAAAGCCCUUGCUAUCUGGACGGCACGGCCAACAUGGCGAUCGCGGCCCGACGCAUCUUGUGGGGCAAGUUUAUCAACGCGGGCCAAACGUGUAUUGCGCCCGAUUACAUACUGUGCAGCAAACAGGUCCAGAAGCAAUUCCUCGAGGAGGCCCGCAAAGUGCUGAAGGAAUGGUACGGAACGAAUCCGAAGGACAGUCCCGAUCUUUGCCGCAUCAUCAACCAGAACCAUUUCCAACGGCUUACGUCCCUCCUCAAGGGUGCGAAUGUGGCUAUUGGUGGGGAAACCGAUCUGCAGGAUCGUUACAUCUCACCGACGAUUCUGAUCGACGUGAAGUCAACCGAUCCCGUGAUGCAGGAUGAAAUUUUCGGCCCCAUUCUGCCGAUUCUGAACGUGGACAAUGCAUACGAUGCGAUCAAAUUCAUCAACUCCAGAGAUAAACCCCUAUGUCUGUACCUAUUCACAAAAAGCAGCAAGGAUCGUGAUACCAUCCUGGCAAAUACUUCCAGUGGUGGUGUUUGUGUAAAUGAUGCGCUCACACACUUUGCAGUUGAGGCAUUGCCGUUCGGUGGUGUUGGACCAAGCGGAAUGGGCUCGUACCAUGGCAAGUACUCCUUCGACACGUUCGUCCACAAGAAAUCCUGCCUGACGAAAGAUUUCAACCCCAUUGGCGAAAAGUUGGCUGCCUCUCGGUAUCCACCCUACUCGGAAAGUAAGCUGUCCUUCCUGAGUACCUUGCUGAAGAAGCGUCAGGGAAUCAACUUGCAAUUUCUGCCAUAUGCGCUAAUGUUCGGUAUUGGCGUUGCUUCAACACUGAUCGUGAGCACCCUACUGAAGGACGAUGAUUAACGAGGCAGUUCAAAGAUGCAAGUAGCCGACACACUAAGAAGUGAGACUGCCGCAACAGAAAUGAGGUUCGACAACAAUCAACCAACGCAUACCGGAAAAGUGUCACAGUUCGAGUCAUUUUUUACAUUGUUUUUUAUACGUAUACACGCAAAGGCUUUCCUUGCAACAAACACAUUGUGAUGGGGGAUCGUUUUCCCACACCUUUUGGUUCCAGCCGGUAUUGGAGAUUGGGUGAUGUGUAGUUAGGAGCAAACGACGAAAAGGAGUUUUACUUGUUUUUUUUUUUACUACACACAUGGUGAUACAAAUAAUUUCAUACCGUCAUUAGACGGCCACGAAAGCCUUUUUUUUCUACACGGUUUAAGUUUUAAAAACAGAUCACAAAAAAGCUAGUAAAUGUUCGUUAAUCAUGGAUUAGCACAGCAGCACAGGAUGAAAUCAUGGGUUCAAGCAAUAAAUGUUGAUAAGUGGGUAAUUCAUAAA